GCCGGAGCGGGGCGGUCACGUGACCCGGCGGCGGCUCCCGGCGCGGUGGACGCUGGAGGCCAAGAUGGCGGCGGAGCUGGUGGAGGCGAAAAACAUGGUGAUGAGUUUCCGAGUCUCAGAUCUUCAGAUGUUGCUGGGUUUUGUUGGCAGGAGUAAAAGCGGACUUAAACAUGAACUAGUCACCAGAGCAUUGCAAUUGGUCCAAUUUGACUGCAGCCCUGAAGUCUUCAAGAAAAUCAAGGAGCUCUAUGAGACUCGCUACGCCAAGAAGAGCUCCGAGGUGGCUCAGCCCCAGCCCCAGCAGCACCGCUCGCCGGAGGCGCUCUCCAUACACUCGUCCUACGACCGCGGCAGCGCCGUGGCUCGGACUUCUAUCUCCACCACAAACAUUGACUAUCCCACGCUCUAUGGGAAGUAUCUUAAUGGACUGGGGAGGUUGCCACCCAAAGUUGCAAAGCCUGAGGUUCGCCUGGUGAAGCUUCCCUUCUACACGACCUUGGAUGAACUGCUGAAGCCCACAGAGUUAGUUCCACAGAAUAAUGAGAAGCUCCAGGAGAGUCCCUGCAUUUUUGCAUUAACACCAAGACAAGUGGAGCUGAUCAGAAAUUCCAGGGAGUUGCAACCCGGUGUGAAAUCUGUUCAGGUUGUGCUAAGAAUCUGUUACACAGACACUAGUUCUCCUCAGGAGGAUCAGUACCCACCCAACAUCGCCGUGAAGGUGAACCACAGUUACUGCUCAGUGCCGGGCUACUAUCCAUCAAACAAACCUGGAGUGGAACCCAAAAGGCCCUGUCGACCCAUCAACCUCACCCACCUCAUGUACUUGUCUGCAGCGACCAACCGCAUCACCGUCACCUGGGGGAACUACGGGAAGAGCUACUCCGUGGGGCUGUACUUGGUGCGGCAGAUGACCUCAGCAGAGCUGCUGCAGAGGUUGAAAACCAUUGGGAUCAAACACCCAGAGCUCUGCAAAGCACUUGUAAAAGAGAAGCUGCGCUUGGAUCCCGACAGCGAAAUUGCCACCACGGGGGUUCGUGUCUCUCUCAUCUGCCCACUGGUGAAGAUGCGGCUGUCGGUGCCGUGCCGGGCAGAGACCUGUGCACAUCUGCAGUGCUUCGAUGCUGUCUUCUACCUACAGAUGAAUGAGAAGAAGCCCACAUGGAUGUGUCCUGUCUGUGACAAACCUGCACCCUAUGACCAGCUCAUCAUUGAUGGGCUCCUGUCAAAGAUCCUGACGGAAUGUGAAGACGCAGAUGAAAUCGAGUACCUGGUGGAUGGCUCCUGGUGUCCCAUCAGAGCUGAGAAGGAGAGGAGCUGCAGCCCUCAGUGCCCCAUAUUAGUUCUAGGUUCUUCAGAUGUGAACGGGCUGCUGCCCACUCCCAACGGCAACGGCGAGAACGGCAAGGCCAGCGCUGACGUCGUGGAUUUAACACUGGACAGCUCCUCAUCGGAGGAGGAGGAGGAGGAAGACGAGGAGGAAGAUGAUGAUGAUGAGGGACCCCAACCAAAACGACGCUGCUCUUACGAGAAGGGUUUAGUUUCUGCCUGCUGACUGCAGAAGCAGCUCUGGAUCUCAGAAUGGACAGACUUGAAUACUCUGGUGCUUAUCAAACUGGAGGAGGGGAGAAAAAAAGUCCUCUCCCACCUCAUCACCCUCCCUCUCAUCUCCUUUUGACUUUCCUAUUCCAAACUAAUGGUUAAAACGAGAGAAAAACAAACAAACAACCACCACAAAGAUAACAGUGAACCCAGAAACCAACCCCGACCGCAGAGAGAAAGAAACAGACAAACCACUUCUUGGUUGGAAAUCGACCCCAGCUCAGAGCCUGAGCCUGAACUCUGGAGCCGGAAGGAAAGGAAGGAAGGAAGGAAGGAAGGAAGGAAGGAAGGAAGGAAGGAAGGAAGGAAGGAAGGAAGGAAGGAAGGAAGGAAGGAAGGAAGGAAGGAAGGAAGGAAGGAAGGAAGGAAGGAAGGAAGGAAGGAAGGAAGGAAGGAAAGGAAGGAAAGGAAGGAAAGGAAGGAAAGGAAGGGAAGGAAGGAAGGAAGGAAGGAAGGAAGGAAGGAAAAAAGGUGUCUGGAAGCAGGCAGUCAGAAUCCACAGCUCUGCCCUACAGCCAGGCUGCUCGGGAUCGGCGGAGCUGAUCCGCAGGGACAUCCUUAACCCAUCCAGCCACCCACCCUUCCAUCCACCUCCCGGCGUCUCCAAAGCUGUGUUGCAUUUUCAAUUGUCUUGUUAAAUAACCAUUCCUUAAUUAAGA
Molecule: messenger RNA, 2258 nt
Organism: Pogoniulus pusillus (Red-fronted tinkerbird)
Lineage: Eukaryota; Metazoa; Chordata; Aves; Piciformes; Lybiidae
Gene: PIAS4
Product: protein inhibitor of activated STAT 4
Exons: 11
Coding region: 65-1552 (495 amino acids)
Biological process (GO): protein sumoylation; regulation of transcription by RNA polymerase II
Cellular component (GO): chromatin
Molecular function (GO): SUMO ligase activity; zinc ion binding; transcription coregulator activity
Source: RefSeq, a predicted model, not a curated record